AUGCCGACACCUUUUACGUCACCAUUGAGCAGUAACUUCGGCCCAGCAUUACGUGUCUCUUUGCCGUCGAGCCGCUCCUCCACAAGUCGAGGCGAUUUUCGACCACUGAACAUGCUUGCUGGCCUGGAAUGCCUUCAUGAAUUGAUAAUGCCAUUUUCAAGCUCACCGUGGUGGGCCUGUAGCAUUUGCUAUGUUGCUGGCGCCAAUUUGGAUCGAAUCGAUGAGCAUGUGCACUCGUUCGGACACAAAAGAAUUUAUAUUGAUGAAUUUCAUCCGGAUAAAUUGGAUCUCAGCAAUAUGGACAAAAUAACAAGUAUGGAGAAGUACCAUUCAGUUGGAUCGAAAAUAUUCGAAGAGCAGGGCAAAUAUGAAACACCAGAAGUAUUGAAACUGGAAGGCGUAAACAAAAAUUGGGUUUUGCAAAAACUUGGACUCGAGCCAAGUGAUGAGGCACCGAAUUAUACAGUUGGAAAAGUUUUUGGUGGACAUGAAGCGCUGCACUGUAAUGUGUGCCAUACGAUUUUGAUAAGUAUCGAAGAGACAAGACAACGAUGCUGGAAUACCCAUCUGAGCACCAAAGAUCAUCAGCGAAUGCAAAUGAUCGCCUCCGCAAUCACUGACUGUAUGCUCUUUUUUCAAAAAGAGGAAUUAUUUUUAAAUUUUGUUUGGGAUAUAAUCAGCAGACAGUGGAGCAACAACAAGUGA
Messenger RNA from Gongylonema pulchrum, 705 nucleotides. NCBI's taxonomy places the organism in Eukaryota, Metazoa, Nematoda, Chromadorea, Rhabditida, Gongylonematidae. The record is from the annotation of a GenBank genome assembly.